AAAAUAGCCGAGGGCGAGCCUGUUCUUGCUACUAAAAUCACAGGAAUGAUCCUUAAUAUGAAACCAUCCUUCGUUCUCAACGUCCUACUCAGUGAUUCUGACCUGAAAAAUGCGGUGACACAAUGCAAAGUUGCUCUGGCAAAGAAGGAGCCAGUUAUCCAAAAGAAGAACUAA
Molecule: messenger RNA, 174 nt
Organism: Rodentolepis nana
Lineage: Eukaryota; Metazoa; Platyhelminthes; Cestoda; Cyclophyllidea; Hymenolepididae
Source: the annotation of a GenBank genome assembly